AUGGACAGAGCUCUAGACCGCCAAGAACAAGAGAAAGUGCGCACCGCACGCGCCAACUUCUUCCGGAUACUGAAGCGCAAGGGCUCAACGGGCCAAACCACCCAACCCGAAAAGAAAACAUCAACAUCAACUUCGACGGCUCAACCAUACUCUGUAUCACCAGAUAAACGUAUCAAGCUCCACACCAUGUCACCUUCCAAGGGUUCCGGUUCCGGAUCCAACAUCCCGCUCAUCAUUCGCUUCUACGACCCAAACACUCCUCCUGACCAAGCCAGAGACCCCCAUCAUCGUACAUUGGAUGAAAUCUUAUCAUGGAACGAUGCCCGACUAGAGAGCUGUCACAACUAUAUCCAGAUGCUGUUCCCGCUGCCCGAGGGCUCACCCUACAACUGGGAUGCCCCGGUCAUUACUCGUCAGGUUAUGCUGGCGUUCCGUUCGAGGGUCGAGUUGAGGGACAGGCUGCGGGAGAGCUUUGAUCGAAUGCUCGGCUUCUAUGGCUUUACGUUGACUACAAGGUCUGGUGAAUAUGAGAUAGAGGAGGUAGAGGGAGCGAAAGAGAGUGGCGCUGAAGGAGCCAAAGCACCCAGGUCUCCGCAAGAGACAGGAUCUGAGCAGUCAGCACAGGCGGCCAAUGCUGCUAAUCAGACGAGCGCGGACGAGCCUCACCACUCGCCCCUCACUAGAUACUACGUCUAUCGCGCCCCCCACUGGCAGAAGUCCUCCCGCAACUGGGCCGUCCGCUUCGAUCACAACCACCUGCGUAUCACGCGCAUCAUGCGCUGUCUGCGCAUCCUGGGUCUGCAAGCCGAGUGCGAUGCCUUCUUCACAGCUCUGAAGCGUGUCUAUGAUGAUCCUGCUAUUGAGAUUAGUGAGCGGAGCAUGAUGUACUGGCACCGUGCCGUCAGCCAACCACUGUACAUUGCGCCUGAUGAUGAUAGGUGCGGAUGGUUGAAGCAGUGGGAGGAGGAACAGCAAGAGUAG
Cucurbitaria berberidis CBS 394.84 is the source of this 981-nucleotide messenger RNA. RefSeq lists its product as uncharacterized. The record is from RefSeq and is a predicted model, not a curated record. Lineage: Eukaryota; Fungi; Ascomycota; Dothideomycetes; Pleosporales; Cucurbitariaceae. Gene Ontology annotation, molecular function: opioid growth factor receptor activity. Bases 1 to 981 code for a protein of 326 amino acids. The transcript is spliced from 2 exons. Gene Ontology annotation, cellular component: membrane.